Molecule: messenger RNA, 914 nt
Organism: Peromyscus eremicus (cactus mouse)
Lineage: Eukaryota; Metazoa; Chordata; Mammalia; Rodentia; Cricetidae
Gene: Rab3b
Product: RAB3B, member RAS oncogene family
Exons: 4
Coding region: 1-660 (219 amino acids)
Biological process (GO): protein secretion; regulation of exocytosis; protein localization to plasma membrane
Cellular component (GO): synaptic vesicle; endosome; plasma membrane
Molecular function (GO): GTPase activity; GTP binding
Source: RefSeq, a predicted model, not a curated record
AUGGCUUCAGUAACUGAUGGUAAAACUGGAGUCAAAGAUGCCUCUGACCAGAAUUUUGACUACAUGUUCAAACUGCUCAUCAUUGGCAACAGCAGCGUCGGUAAGACCUCCUUCCUCUUCCGCUAUGCUGAUGACACCUUCACCCCGGCCUUUGUCAGCACCGUGGGCAUUGACUUCAAAGUGAAGACAGUCUACCGUCAUGAGAAGCGUGUGAAGCUGCAGAUAUGGGACACAGCUGGGCAAGAGCGAUACCGGACCAUCACCACAGCCUAUUACCGUGGGGCCAUGGGCUUCAUUCUGAUGUAUGACAUCACCAAUGAGGAGUCCUUCAAUGCUGUCCAGGACUGGGCUACUCAGAUUAAGACCUACUCCUGGGACAAUGCGCAGGUUAUUCUGGUGGGAAACAAAUGUGACAUGGAAGAAGAAAGGGUGGUCCCCACCGAGAAGGGCCGGCUCCUUGCAGAGCAGCUCGGGUUUGAAUUCUUCGAAGCCAGUGCCAAGGAGAACAUUAGCGUGAGGCAGGCCUUCGAGCGUCUGGUGGAUGCCAUUUGUGAUAAGAUGUCUGACUCGCUGGACACAGACCCCUCCGUGCUGGGCGCUUCCAAGACCACCCGUCUCUCAGACACACCACCACUGCUGCAGCAAAACUGCUCAUGCUAGGCCAGGCCCGCCCGUCUCCCAAUGUCAUGCUCACAUGUACCCUGCUUCUCCGUUAUUCACUGUCCACUCCCAACCCCAAGCAAGUUGAGGUCUUUGCCAGCCCCGGUGGUUCCCUGAAGAUGGCCCCAAUUAUAGAUACUGAUGGUGCAGGUUACCGUGUAGGGGAAGAUUCCUUUGACAAAAGAAAACUCCCUUUUAUGCAGGAGGUUCACUAUAGAGACUUGGAAAGAAUCUUUUCUGCCCUUAAAAUAAAA